Messenger RNA from Cariama cristata (Red-legged seriema), 1131 nucleotides. It is a transcript of the gene HENMT1, whose product is annotated as HEN1 methyltransferase homolog 1 (Arabidopsis). The coding region runs from base 1 to 1131 and encodes 376 amino acids. The transcript has 6 exons. Lineage: Eukaryota; Metazoa; Chordata; Aves; Cariamiformes; Cariamidae. Gene Ontology annotation, molecular function: O-methyltransferase activity; RNA methyltransferase activity. Gene Ontology annotation, cellular component: cytoplasm; nucleus. The record is from RefSeq and is a predicted model, not a curated record. Gene Ontology annotation, biological process: siRNA processing; piRNA processing; RNA methylation.
AUGGAUAAGAAUUUUCAAGAAGAGCAGUUUACAGGAAUCAUUAAAUUUACACCUCCUUUGUACAAGCAACGCUACCAGUUUGUUAAAGAUUUAGUGGGGAAAUACAAACCUAAGAAGGUGGCAGAUUUAGGGUGUGCUGACUGCACACUUCUCUGGAUGCUGAAAUUCUGCAGUUGCAUUGAAGUGUUAGCUGGGUUAGAUAUCUGCGCAAGUGUAAUGAAAGAGAAAAUGCAUAGGUUGUCUCCUCUUCCUGCGGAUUAUUUGCAACCAGCUGAAAGAUCCCUAACUGUUACCUUGCAUCAUGGUUCAGUUGCCCAUAAAGAUCCUUGCAUGCUUGGUUUUGACUUGGUAACGUGUAUUGAACUAAUAGAGCACCUGGAAGAAUCAGAACUUAAGUUGUUUCCUGAAGUGGUGUUUGGUUUCAUGGCUCCAAGCAUAGUUGUGAUCAGUACUCCAAAUUCUGAAUUUAACCCUUUGCUUCCAGGAGUGACGUUAUUCAGGGAUCCGGAUCACAAAUUUGAAUGGAACCGAGUGCAAUUUCAAAGCUGGUCUCUAGAAACUGCUAGACGCUAUGAUUACUCAGUGGAAUUUACUGGUGUAGGGCACCCACCAACAGGAAUGGAGAAUGUUGGGUUUUGUACCCAAAUAGGUGUGUUUGUUAGAAAAUAUCCUCAAACCAGUGCAUCUGCUCAGUCUGAGAAACCCACUGAAGCAGUUUACAAAACGGUCUUCAAAGCAGUGUAUCCAAGUCUUAAAGAUGAGAACUACCUGCAGAAUGCAGUGGUCAGUGAAGUUAUUUUCACAGCACAAAUCAUUAAGCAAAGCCUGCUGGACCGUUUCAUGUCAGAACAUGAGUAUAAUGAUGAUACUACUGAGAGAAAAUCCGAAUUACAACCUUCAAUGAACUGUUUUUCAGAAGAUCUUGGAAAACUGGUUGUUGAAAAAAGCAUGGAACCAUUCAUCAAUGGAAAUGUGGUUUAUGUACCUCUUAAAACAAUCUUUUCUUUUCCCAAAGUGAAUCGACUUUGUGGUACCUUUGAGAAGUUAUGCAAACUUAUUGCUGGCAAGGUCACACUAAGCAGUGAUGGUUCUGCUCUAAUGUUCAAUAGUGAACGCGAAAAUGAGAAUUAG